UUUCCACCACGUUGCCCAAAUCUGCCGAUCCUCCGCACCGCCGAAGCGCCGUAACCGUGUCCGCCGGUCGCGACCACUCGAAAUAGCACGAUGCUGCUAAAGCUAACAACGUCCACGCGCUACGUGCUCCUCGUCCUCCUUCUCGUCCUCGGCAUCCACUCCAUCCUGAGCUUCACCCACGAGGACUACGGUCGUGCCACGUCCCUCUCACAAACAGCCGCCAAACUCUCGUGGGGCUCCAACGACGCGCUCGACAGCAUCCCCGACGAGUAUUUCUACCAUGAGCUCGAGCCGACGCCGUACAACGUCACCCGGCGCGCGAAUGCGACGAUGCUCAUGCUCGCGCGGAAUAGCGACCUCGACGGGGCGAUGCGCAGCGUGCGCGAGCUGGAGGACAGGUUCAACCGUCGGUGUCGCUACCCCUGGGUGUUUCUGAACGACGAGGAGUUUUCGGAUUACAACGUCGUGUCGGGCCCUGUGUUGUUUGGCUUGGUUCCGCGCGAGCAUUGGGUCCAGCCUGACUGGAUCGACGAGGACAGGGCGCGGGAGAGCAGGGACAAGAUGGUGGAGAACAACAUUAUCUAUGUAAUGUGCCGCUUCAACUCAGGGUUCUUUUACCGUCACCCGCUCCUGCAGCAGUACAAGUGGUCCUGGCAAGUCGAGCCCGACGUGCACUUCCACUGUGACAUCGAGUUUGACCCGUUCGCGUAUAUGGAGGACAAUGACAAAAUCUACGGCUUCACGAUCACCAUGUAUGAAUAUGAGGCGACGAUCCCGACGCUCUGGGAGACCAUCAAGUUCACGCGUCUGCACCCCGAGUACGUCUCUCCGAACAACGCGAUGGGCUAUCUCUCCGAUAACAACGGGAACACGUACAACCUCUGCCCUUGCAAGCCCGCUCUUUGGAGCAACUUUGAGAUCGCGAGCAUGGACCUUUGGCGCGGAGAGGCCUAUUCGAAAUACUUUGAUUUCUUGGACUCCAAGGGCGGGUUCAACUACGAGCGCUGGGGCGACGCACCGGUACACAGCAUCGCAGCGGCGCUGUUCGCGCGGAAAGACCAGAUCCAGUUUUUUGACGAGAUUGGGUACGAGCAUAAUCCGUAUACGCAUUGUCCGCGCGGGCCUGGUAAGUGGGCGCGUGGGCGGUGUGCGUGUGAUGCUGGGAGGAGUUUUGAUUAUGAUGGGUAUUCGUCUAUGAGGCAGUGGGAUCGCGUUCAGUAAAGUCUUGUUGGCGGUUGGCUGGCAUGAUGUAUAGACGGUGAGAUGCUUAGAUCUAUAGCGUUU
This is a messenger RNA of Laetiporus sulphureus 93-53, 1284 nucleotides long. Its product is annotated as glycosyltransferase family 15 protein. Bases 91 to 1221 code for a protein of 376 amino acids. The record is from RefSeq and is a predicted model, not a curated record. Lineage: Eukaryota; Fungi; Basidiomycota; Agaricomycetes; Polyporales; Laetiporaceae. Gene Ontology annotation, molecular function: alpha-1,2-mannosyltransferase activity. Gene Ontology annotation, biological process: cell wall mannoprotein biosynthetic process; protein N-linked glycosylation. Gene Ontology annotation, cellular component: Golgi apparatus; membrane. The transcript has 11 exons.